CACAUGCUAAAACGACGUACACAGGGUGGAACCGCGCGAGGCUAAUAGUAGUAAUUCUUAGCUUAGCAAAGUCCUGGCUAACUCUUCGUCGGUCAUCGUCCGAAUAAAAACAGAGCCAUUAGACGUGACUUGUUGUAAUGUUAACUUCACAUAAUUACUUUUGGUUACAGUGACAAAAUAUACACGCUAGUUAGUUUUCAUCAUUAACAAACCGCGAUGGAUGCAGUGAACGCGUUCAAUAUGGAGUUGUUCUCCAUGAUUGACAUGAAGCCUCCAAUAUCCCGUGCUAAAAUGAUGUCUGUAACCAAAUCUGCCAUCAAAGCUAUCAAGCUUUACAAACAUGUUGUCCAGAUUGUUGAGAAGUUCAUCAAGAAGUGCAAGCCAGAAUUAAAAGUCCCCGGUUUAUAUGUGGUUGAUUCCAUUGUUCGACAGUCGCGCCAUCAGUUUGGUGUUGACAAAGAUGUAUUUGGACCAAGAUUCCUAAAAAAUUUCACAGAUACCUUCCAAAACCUUUACCGUUGUCCAGAGGAUGACAAGAGUAAAAUAGUACGCGUCCUCAACCUCUGGCAGAAGAACGGUGUGUUUGACAUGGACAUCAUUCAGCCUUUGAUGGAUAUGGCUAAUGGUGUCAUUGCUGCUCCUCCUGCCCUGGAAGUUCAUGCUGAUUCCAAACAAGAGACACAGCCUUCUGCAAGUAAUUCCUCAAUUGUGGCAGGUGUGCCGCAGCUACCCACUUCUGAUGCCUUAGCUGCUGUGGCACAGCUGUUUCAGUCCCCACAUGGUCAGGAGCUGCAGAAGAUGCUCCAGAACUUUCAGCAAGCAGAUAAGAUACUGACAGCCUCCACAGUUGCAAAUAACAUACAAACCCCACCUCAGAUGCCGGUGGCCCAGCUCAACCCAUAUAGUACACAAACUGACAAGAAAAGCUCUUUAGCAGAGAAACUUCUCGAUCGGUUUGACUAUGAUGAUGAACCUGAUGAUAUGCCAGUUUCAGAAAGCAACAUUCAUCCACAGGGUAUUCCUGAAAAUGUGCUAAACCAGUUUCAUGGUCCGAUGCUAAACACAGGUCAUCAUCGUGAUAUCAUUGGUCUUACUGGGGAUAUAAAGCAAAGUGAUGGAUUGAGCCAGAGUGAACAUAAUUUCUUACCAGAUGGAUAUCAGUCUACUAAUGAAGCUUACUCUUUGUCUCAGGGAAAUUCAAGAGAAGACCCAUCCAUGAGACGAGAGAGUAGACAUGGAGGUUAUGGCAGAAGAUCCAGAUCUGACUCCAGAUCUCCUAGAAGAAGAAGAUCACGAUCUUCAUCUCACUCAAGAAGAUCAAGAUAUCGACGCUCUGACUCCAGAGAGCGACGCAGGAGAUCUCGUUCUAGAUCCCUGGAUAGGAGUGAAAGAGAGAAGGACCGAGAACGUAGACAGAGGGGUCUUCCCACCAUAAAGAGCCAGUCACUUAGUGUUUGCAGUACUACACUUUGGGUAGGACAGCUAGACAAGAAAACUCAGCAGUCUGAUGUGAUGUCCCUUAUAGAAGAGUUUGGCCAGAUUGAGUCUGUCAAUAUGAUUCCUCCCAGGGGUUGUGCCUACAUUGUUAUGGUUCACAGACAAGAUGCCUAUACAGCCUUGAACAAACUCAGCAGAGGGUCUUACAAAGUCAAUCAGAAACCUGUUAAGAUUGCUUGGGCUUUGAACAAAGGUAUAAAAUCAGCACACAAAAAGUUCUGGGAUGUGGAGCAGGGAGUUACUUAUAUCCCGUGGAGCAAAGUCAAAGUUGAAGAGUUGGAGAGCUACCGAGAGGGGGGCGUGUUGGAUGCAGAGACACUAAAUCCAGAUUGGAAUGUUGUUAAGGACCUAAACAACAGGACAGCUGUAAAUGGAGCAUUGGAAAGGGUACCAGAUAGGACUGUCACUACUCUUGUUCAGGUAAUGCUGAUGCAAUUCUUAAACACUUUUUCCUUGAUACUGCAAGUGUUUUUAUUUGGUUGGUUUGAUCGUCUUGAGGAGAGAUUGUUCCACAAUCUUUCUAAUAAAGGCUGUGAAGAAAAUAAAUUGUUGUUGCCUAUGAGUGGUGGAGCCUAUCUGAAUGAACUUUCAAAAGUCAAGUCAACACAAAUUAAAAUUAAUUGCUCUUAACAUGUGUGCCGAUUCCAUAUUUAAUUACAUUUUUAAUGGCCAUAUAAGAAAGCAUACGUUACAAUUCCUCAGAUUCAAAAAAUAUUCAUCAUUCAUCAACAAAAAAUUUACACCACAGAAAUGCUGUUAUAUUGGUUACAACAUCCUCUUUGUCUUUUUUAUUCUUUUUAAAAGAAAAAGCAGCUCAGCAUGUCAUUGUCCUAUAUUCCCAUUAAAUCAAUUGCUUAGUUGGCUCAUACAAAUAAUUCAGUUACAUUUCCUUAGGAUAAUGAACUAUUUAAAAACAAACAAUAAAAAAGCUAUGUUGGUUGUCGUAUUAGGUUUUAAGUAGUUCACAAUGCCAAUUGUUAAUUUUACUAAAAUGCAUUUCAAAACUUUUCUAAAUGAGCCACAGCCUUCUAUGUAUUUGUCAGUUACAUUAGUUAAGUGCAACAGACCACAGAUGAGAUGUUGCAUUAAAAAUCUGCAUAUUUGGUGGACUGACUCACUCUGUCCUAUGCAUUAGUUUUUAAUCAUGGCCUCAUCUGUCUAUAGCUUUGGAUGUGGCAUGUCGGCCAUGUGUAACUUUGGUUUAAAAUGUAAACAAGGCAAAAUAAAGUGUAUAUUAUUUAAUUUAUUUAUUUCCAGUAUGUUAAUGUACAUUCACUGUUAUUGUUUGGAGCACUUGAGAAGCUAGUUGCCUCUCGUCUGUAAUAAAAUGAACCGUGAAAGUGGCACAAGAUGGUGGCAAUGUGGCACACGUUACUGCUACCCUGCCUGCUUUCUUAAAUAAUUCCAUGACAUUGGCUUGGGUCUUGUUGUACAGUGUGGACAUCGUUAUCUUGGAUAAUUGUCAAUGAAAUAUCUGGAUUAGUGAGUGAAGGUUGCAAUAGUUUUUAGUUUUCUUAGCCCUUUCUUAGUUGUAAUAAAUGUUUGACAUUACUUAAAGUUCCUGCGGUUUGCAAGCAAGUCCAGCCAGGUGUCCUUCAUCUUUGCCUGCCUGUAAACAUUUGAUUGCUUAUGUUUGUCAAGUUUCCAAAAUAUUUUAGCUUUUCUGUCAGAAUGCUUCCAUAUAGUGGCUGCUAAAGCAUGAUUUCUCACUCAGCCAUGUUGCACACACCAUAAUCUAUUUGGGUACUUCUGCUUUUUGAAGUUCUCCAUCUACAUUUAGAGUUUCAAUUUUUGACGGGAAUUAAUUUAGAAUCAUCUGUGUCUUCAGAAGACUCAUCUCAGAGAUUUGAUUAGUUCCUCUGUUAGUCUUAUACUAUAAUAGUUUAUUGUAGAAAAUGAAUAGAAAUAUGGUAAAAUCAUUAAUCAUAGUUACUUGAGUGACUAUCUGACCUGUUGAAAACAAAAACGUCAUUAUUUCUAGAACUGACUGCUAAUGAAGAACUAUCAAAGUUCUUAUGUUGGUUGUAAUAUGUAUAGAACUACCAAAUUUCACAUCUGGCCCAUUCUUUCACUUAAAAAAAAUCUAAUGAUGACAAUGUUCUUGGAUUAACUUACAGUUAAUGGCAAGUGUGGUUAUGUAGCCUGGAUUUGGUGGUGAAAACUGAGUGGGAUUCUUGUGCAUAUUUCUGGAAGAUGUUUGUGUUUUUAUUCCUUUUCAAGAAGACCUACCCCCACUUAACACACAUCAGAUCAAUAUAUUUGUUAUGUACAAUAAGCAAUGACAUUUGAUCUGCCUUUUGAUCAUUGUCACAAUUCAGAUAGGCUCCUCAGCUGAUAGGCCUUGAAUUCAGUAGUGUUUAUUCUUCUAUUUCUUCUUUCUUUCCUGCAAACUAUUUGCAUCUCCACUCAGUUACCUUGUACUGUCAUUUAAUUUAUACAAAUAAAGUGGGAUUAAAAAACUUUUA
Molecule: messenger RNA, 3962 nt
Organism: Melanotaenia boesemani (Boeseman's rainbowfish)
Lineage: Eukaryota; Metazoa; Chordata; Actinopteri; Atheriniformes; Melanotaeniidae
Product: SR-related and CTD-associated factor 4-like
Exons: 17
Coding region: 217-2127 (636 amino acids)
Biological process (GO): negative regulation of termination of RNA polymerase II transcription, poly(A)-coupled
Cellular component (GO): nucleus
Molecular function (GO): RNA binding; RNA polymerase II C-terminal domain phosphoserine binding
Source: RefSeq, a predicted model, not a curated record